ACCAACGUAGUUCUAAUGACGUUAAUGAGACGUGUGUUCUCCACCCUUCAGGCGAGUGAUGAGGCGGAGCUGGAGGCCCUGUGUGCUGAGAUCUCCUCCCAGCACCACUCGGGAGAAAGCCCCGACUCCCCCAGCCGGCCCUGCUGCACCUUCACAUACAUCACUAUGACGGGCGAGGAGGUGGAGCUUUGUCAGGGAGGUCGCAGCCUCAUCGUCAGCUGGGACAAUAAGGACAUGUAUGCGCGGGCAGUGCGGAGCCUCCGUCUGCGGGAGCUGCAGAACGUGGAGUGUAUGACGGCGGUGCGUUCAGGGCUCGGCGCCAUCAUUCCUCUGCAGCUACUCACCAUGCUCAUCCCUUUAGAGAUGGAGCUACGCACCUGCGGCCUGCCUUACAUCAACCUGGAGUUCCUUAAGGCUCACACCAUGUAUCAGGUGGGUCUGAUGGAGACCGACCAGCACAUCGAGUUCUUCUGGAGCGCGCUGGAGAUGUUCACUCAAGAGGAGCUCUGCAAGUUCAUUAAGUUUGCCUGCAAUCAGGAGAGAAUACCGUUCACCUGCCCCUGCAAGGACGGGGGGCCCGACACCGCCCACGUCCCCCCGUACCCAAUGAAGAUCGCCCCUCCUGAUGGUGCUGCAGGUCAGCCUGACUCUCGCUACAUCCGCGUGGAGACCUGUAUGUUCAUGGUGAAGCUGCCCCAGUACAGCUCUUUGGAUGUGAUGCUGGAGAAACUGCGAUACGCCAUCCACUACCGCGAGGACCCUCUCAGCGGCUAAGAAGACUUGACAGCCCUACGUCCACAAGCGUCCCCUUCCUCUGAGACACACCACUUUAAUUUCAUUUUGAGUUGCUGUUAAUGCUUUGCAUGUUAAUCCCUGCUUUCUUUGUUUUUACACAAAUGCUACAUUUUUUUUUAAAUUUAGUUUGAAGCAUAUUUUUGUGAAGAAUUCAGGGAAGCUAAUCUGACACUGUUAACACGUGUCUGCGUUGCACUGAGUUCGAUGAUGGCAUUGAAGUAAAACAACUGUGACAUAGUUUUGGUUUUGACUUUUCCCUUCCCCUAAUUUAAAAAGAGGGUUUAACAACAUUCAGUCAAGUUCUGUGAAUUGAACAACUUAACAGGAUGUCAUCAGAUCUGCGGUGACAUUAUAGUAUUGUAAACGUUGCACUGCUGUGAAGGCAACAGACAAACUUACUCUCCUAAAGCCUAACCUAGCUGCCUCUCUCUGUCUCCCCUCUGUGGGGGUGAUGUUCUGAAACAUGCCUUUGCUGUAGGAGCCUCUGCAGAGGGUGAUGUUGGAGAGAAAACCACUGAUUUCCACUGAAUUGAGUUUUGAGGUACGACUACUAGCAACAUUACGGGGAUGUGUGUUGCUGCCUAUUUUUUCCGCUAUGAGCAGGCAGAAGAUGGGAACAAGUGGUGUACAGGAUAUGAUGUAGUUUACUGCCUGUUUUAAAAAAAAAUAUGAACUUCUAAUGGACAAAGUAACUUAUGCCUAUAUAAACUGAAUACAUUUUAUCCAAGUCUCUGAAGAGAGGGUAUUUAAGUCGUGUAAAAAGUCAUAAUAAUCUAUUAGUUUAUGAAAUUGCUCUUUGAUUUCUCUGAGUAGCUCUGGCGGCAUGUUAGGGCAGUGGAGAGGAGAGGCCUGUUGGAUCGGAUACGCAUUUCAGGUUUGUGGAACCUGUGUUGCCUUGUGAAAAUUGGAAGGAGAAGAAAUUCUCAAAAGCCACUCUCCUACUUUGUUUGUGUGCUACUGCUACUGAAUGUGCAACAACCCCCCCUCGCUCCCCAAAACACACUGGGGGAGGGGUGGCGGAUUAUCUGGAGUUCUGCCUUUUUAUAGUUUUCUUUAUUAAAAGAAGAACAGGAUUCUGCUGUUUAUUGUUUAUUUUUCUUUCUUUCUUUUACCCAUAACCAAAUGUUUAGCUGUGUAAAAAUAAAAUCAAAGAAAAAAAUGUAAAUAGACUGAAGUUAUGUUUGAUGGCAGUUUUUAUUAAUUGCUAACUCACUUCACCUUAUAAUUUUAUUUUUUUCGUUUGCACUACUCUUCCAAGAAAAUAUUCUAAAAUGAGCAAACUGGGCGAUGUCUGUUGGAUAUCCCGUUUGUUGUGUGGUUAUUUUUUAUGAAUUUUGGAAAUACCAGUAAUCUUAUCACCUUUUGUCUUGUACUCAGAUGGAUUCAAUUUCUUCUACUCAUGGUGAAACAUGUUUUCUUGUGUGAGUAAGAUCGCCAUUUUACUUAGAACUGAAAUACAGCCCAGAAUUGACACAUAACGGAUAUUGGAUUGUUGAAUUGCUUGCGAGUUUUGAUUUUGGUUCAGUUCUUUGAAGGGUGACACACCGCUGCUAACGGGGACGCUCUCUCCUCUACUUGCUCCUCUUCUGGGGGAGUAGAUAAGGUUAUAAAAGGACAUAUCCAUACAAGAGGUGUUGCGAUAAAAAUGUGUGCUGUACAUUUACUUGAUAUUUAUUACAAUUAUUUAUGGUUGCAUUAACUUAACUUUUACUGUCUUACCUCUGCACAUCAGAAACGUAACAUAUCUAAAAUGGAUUAUACAGAUGUAAAGAAUCGGAUGGCAUUUGAGAUUUCUGUGUCACAAUAAAGAAAUGUCUUCAUGUAAAAAAA
Messenger RNA from Notothenia coriiceps (black rockcod), 2625 nucleotides. RefSeq names its product probable E3 ubiquitin-protein ligase HECTD4. The record is from RefSeq and is a predicted model, not a curated record. The transcript has 4 exons. Gene Ontology annotation, molecular function: ubiquitin-protein transferase activity. Gene Ontology annotation, biological process: glucose homeostasis. NCBI's taxonomy places the organism in Eukaryota, Metazoa, Chordata, Actinopteri, Perciformes, Nototheniidae. Bases 16 to 774 code for a protein of 252 amino acids.